Molecule: messenger RNA, 5185 nt
Organism: Polyodon spathula (Mississippi paddlefish)
Lineage: Eukaryota; Metazoa; Chordata; Actinopteri; Acipenseriformes; Polyodontidae
Product: glucocorticoid receptor-like
Exons: 10
Coding region: 708-2996 (762 amino acids)
Biological process (GO): nuclear receptor-mediated glucocorticoid signaling pathway; regulation of DNA-templated transcription
Cellular component (GO): nucleus
Molecular function (GO): DNA-binding transcription factor activity; zinc ion binding; nuclear glucocorticoid receptor activity
Source: RefSeq, a predicted model, not a curated record
UUUUGGCAGGAAUACCUUCCUGUAUACAACUUAAGCAACACCCUUCUGUUUUUUUUUGUUUGUUUGUUUGUUUUUUUUUUUUUUUAUUUAGGAUCGAGUCCCGUAUCUUACAAAAAAAACAACAUCUGCUUGCGUUUCUAACAUAUACAUUUGCAUAACGAGUUCGCAGCAAUCAAUCAAAAAAUAAAUAAAUAAAUAAAAAGGACACGAAUCUGAUUAGUUGCAGUGGAUAGAGAAGCAAAGCAGGCUUGGGUUGUCAGGAGCUUUUAUUUUGCUUGAGUGGGGCGUGUACUCCGCUCAGCACAAGAGACAACUCUUAAAAUAUUUUGGCAGCGUGCUUUUAUUAUAGGACCGAGUUUGUCAAAACAACUUUUGAAGUGAAAAAAAAGUACUUUUGAAGAAGGUAUAUCUCUAUCUCUAUAUGUAUUAUAUAUAAUUGACAUUCAGUACUGAGAAUCGAAACAAGACCGACUGGUGGUUUUUGUUAUAUACCCGUGGCCACUGCAGCCUUCCUUACCAGCAGAGAACCUAUUUUCGUCUCUUUGUGCACAUACAGCGGCAAUGCUACGGAUACUAAUUUGACAACUCGUUUGGAGUGACUUGAUCUCGCGUUUUCUGCUGAGUGGUGUUGAAGAAAUGGCGUAGAAUCGCCCCGUGUCAGAAAUAAAAUAAAAUAAAGAUAUGAUUGCACCAGUUGAAACUAAUGGAUGAGAGUACAGAGUUUUAAUGGAGUUGAGAGUCUGAAACUUGCAGGGUUUUGUGACAGAGGAGGAGAUACAGCUUUCAGGGGUGGAGUAAACACAAUGUCAACUUCCACAGAAUCCACAGUGGCUCAAGUGAGCGCCAGUAUAUACACAGUUGCCAGUGACAUUUCAAAUGGAGUAGGAAGCCAUGCCCCCCAGAGGGAGCUUAUGACAGCUGUUUCUGCCUCCAUGGGACUUUGCAUGGAGGACAUAGAUUCAAAAGUGAUGGGGAGCAACUUUGGAAUUCAGCAGCCACAAACCCCAGGCAGUUUAACUUUAGGGGAAACCAACUUCACUCUAUUGGAAGAGAGCAUCGCAAACCUAAACAGGUCCUCCGGCGGUAUCGAUUCACUGAGCACUGGAUCUGAACCGUUUUCGUUGAAAUCUGAGGAUUAUUUGCCCGUGGAUAAGAGCAUUCUGGCUCUGGACCAGGAUUCCUUUUCACAGGUUGGGAAAGACUCCAGUAUCAGCCCAGGGUUCUUUAAUGAUGACCAAAACACGCUUGACCUCUUGCAGGAGUAUGAUUUGCCCAUCUCUCCGAAGGGGGAGAUGAACAGGAGCCCUUGGAACUUAAAUGCUUUCUAUGGUGAGGAUGAUGACGCUUUGCUUUCCCCGCUGGCCACAGAGGACCCCUUUCUUGCGGAUAUAACUAAAGACACCAAACCAACAAUAAUAAACAGUAGCUUAAUAACUAAUAACAAAAAGAACGGGGAUCGACAGCUAUUUAACCCCCCUGUCCCCACUAUAAAAUUGGAGAAAGAGAGCUUCAUUGAGUUGUCCACACCUGGAGUGAUAAAGCAGGAGAAUGCAAGCAGGAGCUACUGUCAGAUGAGUGGCUCUUCUUCUGACAUGUCAAGCCCUCUUGCUGUCCCCAUUUCUAUUUGUGGGGUCAGCACCUCAAGCGGACAGACAUACCACUAUGGAGUGAGUACCUCUCAGGAUCAGAAGCCUGUUUUUAAUAUGUACCCACCUCUCACUACCGUGGUUGAUGGGUGGAAUAGGAGCCAAGGAUUUGGGGAAGCUACUGUGACCAAGACGGGGAAUGAAACCUUUUCAGUCCAGGGUUUGCCUACUCCCAACUACCUAAGCCCUACGAGUCGGCACAAUGCUGGUUCUUCUUCGGCAGCCUCCACCAAGUCUACUCACAAGACCUGUCUUGUGUGCUCGGAUGAAGCUUCUGGGUGCCAUUAUGGGGUCCUUACAUGUGGGAGCUGCAAAGUGUUCUUUAAAAGGGCAGUAGAAGGAUGGAGGGCUCGGCAAAACAUGGAUGGACAAAACAAUUAUUUGUGCGCUGGGAGAAAUGACUGCAUCAUUGACAAGAUUCGCAGGAAAAACUGCCCUGCCUGCCGGUUUCGGAAGUGCCUGCAGGCAGGGAUGAACUUAGAAGCACGGAAAACAAAAAAGCUCAACAAAUUAAAGGGAAUUCAGACGCCCUUUGAGCAAGCAACACCGUUACCAGAUGAGCAGGCACAGGCUUUGGUUCCCAAAUCGAUGCCACAGCUAACGCCAACCAUGCUGUCACUCUUGGAGGCCAUCGAGCCAGAAGUUAUCUACUCAGGAUACGACAGUACCAUCCCUGACACGUCCACACGCCUUAUGAGCACACUGAACAGGCUAGGGGGAAGACAAGUGGUAGCUGCAGUAAAGUGGGCAAAGUCAUUACCAGGGUUUAGAAGCCUGCACCUUGAUGAUCAAAUGACCCUGCUACAGUAUUCCUGGCUGUUUCUCAUGUCUUUUAGUCUGGGUUGGAGAUCCUACAAGCAGUCCGCUGGAAGCAUGUUGUGUUUUGCACCAGACUUAGUCAUAAACGAGGAGAGAAUGAAGCUCCCUUACAUGUUUGAACAGUGUGAACAAAUGCUGAAGAUUUCAAACGAGUUAGUACGACUUGAGCUUUCAUAUGAGGAAUACCUCUGCAUGAAGGUUCUGUUGCUGCUUAGUUCAGUUCCUAAAGAAGGCCUGAAGAGCCAAGGUGUAUUUGAUGAGAUCCGCAUGACCUACAUAAAGGAGCUUGGAAAAGCCAUCGUCAAGAGAGAGGAAAACUCCAGUCAAAACUGGCAGAGGUUUUACCAGCUGACAAAACUCCUAGACUCGAUGCAUGAAUUGGUUGGUGGACUUUUAAAUUUCUGCUUCUACACGUUUGUGAACAAAUCACUCAGUGUGGAGUUUCCUGAGAUGUUGGCUGAAAUGAUCAGCAACCAGUUACCAAAAUUCAAAGACGGGAGUGUCAAGUCACUUCUUUUUCAUCAAAAAUGACUGCCUUACAACAUGAAAAAUUGCCUUAAAUGAUCUGUGCUUAUUGUUUCUAUCCCUCAAACUGUCAUGCUUGGAGUAUAAUUGUUUAGGCACAGUAUGCACUACAUGAGGUUUACAGAUGGUCAGUUUGGGUCAGAUGAUCAGCACUUAGAAAAAAUAAUAAUUCAUUAUAUGGUGAUUUUACUUUUAAACUGCUGGAAUGUUUAAUUGGCCAGAAAAAAAGAAAACAUUGUACUUUUUUCUUUCUUUUCAUUUUUUUAAAUGACUAUUUUGUAUAGUUAAACUACAGUAUAAGAUUUAAUUGUAUGCAUGCAAACUGAUAGAAGUUUACAAUUGUAUAUCAGAAAAGGGAAAAGCUGUGCUUUUUUUUUCUUUUUUUUUUUUUUUUUAAAGCUUAUGCCGUCCUGAUGUUAGCAAUUUUUGUAACAGUCGACUGUCGGUAUGUUGCACACAGAGGGUUAUGCUUGCUUUCCUUAUUUGUAUGGGACUUUUUGUAUAUUACUUUUAGAGAUGAUUUACCUUUUGUUUUAAAUCCGUCUUGGUUUCUUUUGAAGUGGGGCAGCUGGAGAUCUGAAAUAAGUGAUUGAUUGUUACAAAAGAUGUGAAAAACUGUUUUCCCGUGCUGCUUUGGGAUGUUUUGUUUACCCGGGUUUGAUUCCCCCACCGCCACCCUGAUUUUUGCAGAUCCUAUCAUUGCAUUGUAUUCUAUAGCCAUGAGUCUAAAAAUGUUUUGAUCCCAUAUUCGUUGUACAACACAUGAUGAUAAAUUAAGCAAAAAUCAAUGCGUGUUGGAUGAUUUUAAAGCUGAUUUUAAAUGCAGUUUCAAUGUUACUGCACCCCCUUAGUGCUGUCUAGGCUGGCGGUUCUGCUUUUAUUUUUUUUAUAUCAUUGUUUUUUAUCGCAUGCUGUCAAAGUUUUGUAAUUCGCAGCAUCUGUUUUCUCUUCACCACCUAAGGCAAUUUUGCCUUUUAUAAAUGUAUCUUAUCCCUCACAGCUUUAUUACCCAGCAGCCCUAUGUUGGCUAAUGUGUUAUUAUCACUGAGAUUCUUAACACAUUGGCAUGUUUAUUCCAGUUAAGCCUGAUUCCCUUACUGUUUAAUUGGUAAUUUGUUGAAUGUCAGUCCAUUUUUAGUAAUUGAAUGAAGGGGAUAUAUAUAUAUAAAAAAAAAAAUAAUACAGCGAUUGUGAUGCUGUGAAUUGAUAUAUCAACUGCAGUACAGUGUUACUGUUAACGUAUUAGUAAGUAUUUUAAGUAUCUUAUGAAGGCAAUUUACACCCAUUACUUGAGCGUAUAAUGAAUGUUAGUGAAAGUUCUCUAAAGAUCAAACUGGGGGAAAAUAAGUAUGAAGCUUAUUAAUAUCAAAGAGCAGACAAAUGAUUGUAGCCUGUUGUUUUAAAUUGUGCUACCUAUCUUACUGGUAUGUCCUGUUUAAACAUCAGUGUAUUCAUACAGCUAGCUGCAACAUGUUACCAGACAGGUCUGUCUGUACAAUCACCUUAGUAUUUCCCACAGUUUUUCACACAUGCAUUGCUCUUGCUCAAGUUCUGUAUUGGAGAAGAGAUAAGUGUUCAAGUCCUCUAUUGUUGGUGGUUUGCUAGAUUGAUUUCUGUAAUAAGUACAGGGGUCCAGUUUGGUUUGGACUGGUCACAAUUCAUCCCUCCCUUUUAAAAUCUCGUGCCAUACAGUUUGUUACUUUUUUAAAUUUGUGUCAAACUGUACUUGUCUUAAGAGACUGCUUUUGUUAAAAUAACUCUGAAGGCUGCAGAACCCCCUUCAGCCUUUAAAUAACGCUCUCUCUGUUAACAGCUCACAAAAAAAUAAGGCAGUCACAUGAUCAAAAGGUAUGGAAAUCCGCAUUGCAAAACAGAAUAGAUUGUAUUCAUUUCAACAGUUUGGACUCUUGUUGCACCAGCUUACAGACGUAUGUAGUUUAGACGUUGUAAUCUCAUCACCGUCAUGAAAAGCAUAAUAUACAAAAUGAAAUAACCAGCAUGUUUUCACGUUUAUUCACAGUAUAUGUUCCAUACGUUUUUAUAUUAAUUACUAGAUCUGCGAUGUGCUAGAGGGGACUCUGCAGCUUUUCACAGUAUAAAGAUAAAUGAAUGUAUGAUAUGAUUGUACAGUGUAAAGCUGAAUGUAAUUAUUUUUUAUUGAACUUUUUCAGAAAAUAUAUAUAUUAUAAACCAGA